AUGGAGACGAAUCAUAUCUGGGCCUGGCUUGGCCUCGCCGCCGCGGGAGGCGUGCUCUACGUUGCCGGUAUUCUCGUGUACCGCAUCUUCUUCCAUCCUCUGGCCAAGUAUCCAGGACCGCUUCUGGCAAAGAUCACGGAUGGCUACCAGCUCUAUCACGCCUGGAAGGGCGAUAGGCACCUCGACUUUCACAAGCUUCACAGCCAAUACGGCAACGUCGUCCGCUUCGGUCCCGACUCGAUCUCCUUCAACUCAGCCGUAGCCCUCAAAGAAAUCUACGGCUUGCGCUCCAACGUCGCCAAAGCAGAAUUCUACAACGCCUUCGUCCACCCGGCGCCCAACACCCACAACACCCGCGACAAGGACGUUCACGCCCGCAAGCGCCGCGUCCUCGCCCACAGCUUCUCCGACUCGGCCAUGAAGGAGAUGGAGCGCUACAUCAUUGGCAACGUGCGGUCCUUCACCGCUGAGAUCGGUCGUGGGGUAUCCCCCGAGAUGAAGGGCUGGUCAACGCCCAAGAACAUGACGGAUUGGUGCAAUUACCUCGCCAUGGACAUUUUGGGAGACUUGUCGUUUGGCAAGGCGUUUCAUAUGCUUGAGGCGCCGGAUAAUCGAUUUGCGCUGGAUCUGAUUGCCGCAGCGACCAAGAGGCAUCUUCUUUGCGGCACCAUGCCCAUCGUCGACAAGCUCAAGCUCGACAAGUUCCUCUUCCCGACCAUCGCUGCCGGACGCGCGCGGUACUUGGCCUACAGCAAGGCGCAGCUGACGGAGCGGACGAAGCUGGGCGAGGAUACGGACCGACGCGACUUCUUCUACUACCUCCUCAAGGCUCGCGACCCGGAGACGGGACUGGGCUUCUCCACGCCCGAGCUCUGGGGCGAGUCGAAUCUACUCAUCAUCGCCGGCGCCGACACCACGUCCACAGCCAUGGCGGCAACUUUCUUCUACCUAACCCGCAACCCCGCGGCCCUCGAGCGCGUGACCGCCGAGGUCCGCAGCAAGUUCUCCGACGUCGAGGAGAUCCGGCAGGGCGCGACGAUCAACACGUGCACCUACCUCCGCGCCUGCAUCGACGAGGCGAUGCGUCUGUCCCCCUCGGUCGGCGGCCUCCUCCCGCGCGAGGUCCUCGCGGGCGGCAUGACCAUUGACGGCACCUUCGUGCCGGCCGGCACCAUCGUCGGAACGCCGCACUACACGAUCCACCACAACGAGAACUACUUCCCGUCGGCGUACGAGUACAUCCCCGAGCGAUGGAUCGUGGGCGCGGCGAACCCGCUGGUUGAGGGAAAGGUGACGACGGAGGCGGACACGGCGAGGGCGCUGAGCGCGUUUUGUCCGUUUUCGAUUGGGGCUAGGGGGUGUAUCGGUAAAGGGCUCGCGUAUGCCGAGAUGUCGACCGCGUUGGCGAGGACGCUGUUCUUGUAUGAUGUGCGCAAGGCGGUGGGCGUGGUUGAUCCGGCGGAGGGGCGGGCUGAUUUCGACGAGGGCCGGAAGCGGGUUUCGGAGAUGCAGCUGUAUGACACGUUUACGAGCAUGAAGGACGGGCCGGUGGUGGAGUUUAGGGCGAGGGCGUGA
Messenger RNA from Colletotrichum orchidophilum, 1575 nucleotides. RefSeq names its product cytochrome P450. NCBI's taxonomy places the organism in Eukaryota, Fungi, Ascomycota, Sordariomycetes, Glomerellales, Glomerellaceae. The record is from RefSeq and is a predicted model, not a curated record. The coding region runs from base 1 to 1575 and encodes 524 amino acids. The transcript has 5 exons. Gene Ontology annotation, molecular function: oxidoreductase activity, acting on paired donors, with incorporation or reduction of molecular oxygen; iron ion binding; heme binding.